AUGGCGACAGCCCUAUUCUUCCCCGGCCAGGGCGUUCAGCGGGUUGGCAUGCUGAAUCCAUGGCUCGAGGCUUUCCCUUCGACGGCAUCGCAGUUACGGGACGAGAUCGACGAAUACAUGGGUUACAAGCUCUCCGACAUAAUUCAGAACGGGCCAUCAAAGGUUCUUACUGAGACACCUAAUGCGCAACCGGCCAUCAUGGCUACGUCCAUCUUCAUCCUGCGCAUCCUCGAACGCGAAUUCAACUUCAAAGUCACCGACCACUUCGAUGUGACGCUGGGACACUCACUGGGUGAGUUUGCCGCUGUCGUCGCGGGCGGCUACAUCUCCUUCCAGGACAGUUUACACCUCGUUCGUAAACGGGCAGAGGCAAUGUCGGACGCCACGAAACAUGCAAUUGAAAACUAUGGUGGCGAGUAUGGCAUGGUGGCAGUUAUAUCUCACCCGGAACACAUGGACAGCCUGAUUCAGGCCAUUCGAGAGUUUGUCAACAUCUCAGCUGAAGACCAGGCCGACCUGCCACCGAUUGAACAAGUUUUGAUAGCCAACAUAAACAGCAAGAAUCAGAUUGUACUGAGUGGAAAUAUCGAGCGUAUAAAGACGCUCAUCGCCCAUGUCCGUCAAUUCCUUGGCUACGACCCGCGCGCCGUCCGUCUCAAAGCCGACAGUCCUUUUCACAGUCCCAUCAUGCAACCAGCAGUCACCGUAAUGCGCCAGCUUCUAGAAGAACCCAGCAGGGUGAAGGGUCGUGAAAAGGAGGACGUUGUGACGUUCCCAGGCAUAUUGCCCAUCGUGAGCAACGUAUCUGCGCGGCCAGUUUGCUGUAAGAAGGAACUCAAGGAUUUGCUGGCCCGCGGCUGUCUGGAUACAGUUCGUUGGUGGGAUAGCAUCAAAUACCUAGACCAAGAGGCGCGCAUACGACGAUGGGUGGGCGUCGGACCUGGAAAGGUCGGCCGUAAUCUUGUCGGAAAAGAGGUCGGCAUGCGUGGCAAGGACCUUGUGAAGGGAGGGGGCGUAUGGGCUAUUACAGAUCCAUCUGAGGUUGAGGAGGUUCUGAGAGGGCUUGAAGAUACGGCGAAUCUCAUGGAAGAUGAUGAGUAUUCAGAGUAA
This is a messenger RNA of Fusarium musae, 1110 nucleotides long. RefSeq lists its product as uncharacterized. Gene Ontology annotation, cellular component: mitochondrion. Lineage: Eukaryota; Fungi; Ascomycota; Sordariomycetes; Hypocreales; Nectriaceae. Bases 1 to 1110 code for a protein of 369 amino acids. Gene Ontology annotation, molecular function: [acyl-carrier-protein] S-malonyltransferase activity. The record is from RefSeq and is a predicted model, not a curated record. The transcript has 2 exons. Gene Ontology annotation, biological process: fatty acid biosynthetic process.